Phragmites australis (common reed) is the source of this 1607-nucleotide messenger RNA. RefSeq lists its product as uncharacterized. The record is from RefSeq and is a predicted model, not a curated record. The coding region runs from base 150 to 1370 and encodes 406 amino acids. Lineage: Eukaryota; Viridiplantae; Streptophyta; Magnoliopsida; Poales; Poaceae. The transcript has a single exon.
UAUUCAGUACGUAUUCACCUCCUCUGCAAUCUUCCCCUGCUUCCUCCCUGUUUCCUUGGCUUCCCUCCAUCUCCAUCCUCCACAGCUCUUAAACCCGUGUCACCACCACAGACUGUCCAAGUCCAAGAAGCCAACCCAGGACCAGCGAAAUGGAGCUGAGGAUGUCUCCCGCCUCGCCGCCCCCGCCGUCGAAGGACUUCCGGCUCGACAGCGCCGCCACGAGCCCGUACGCCACGGCGCCGUCCAGCCCGCACGGUCGCCUGGGCACGAGCCCGUUCGGUGGCCCCGCUGAGGGAGCGGCAGGCAGCGCGUUCUUGACGGCGCCGCCAUCGCCGAACCCGUUUGACGUCCUGCCGCCGUCCACCCCGCACCUCACCGGCGCCAACCCGUUCGACCUCUUCCAUCACUUCACCAGCGCGCCAGCCAGCCCCAGGCGCACCGCCGCGAUAUACGCGCACUUCGCCGAGGGGAACGGCCGUGACGGUGAGCAGGAGCAGGAAGGCGAUGUGGAUGAGUUCCAGCCGCGCGCGUCAUUCGCCUCGGCCGUGCCGUUCGACUGGGAGGAGAGGCCCGGUACGCCCAAGAGGGGGCUCGGUGGCGGCGGCGCCGCGAACGGGGUGGCGUGGGACACAGACUUUGAGUUCGGCACGUUCGUCGACAAGUCCGCGCCGGCGGGGACGCUGACGACGGCCGAUGAGCUCUUCGAGCAGGGCAAAAUCCGGCCUUUGAAGCCGCUGCUCAGGACAGCCGACGAGCCCGUUGACAAGGGCAGGAUCCGUCCGCUGAAGCCGCCGCCAGGGCUGCUCGACGGCGGGAGCGUCGGGUCAUCGCCGCGGUCGCCGAUAACGAGAGCCGGCAUGUGGUCGCCGCAGCGACGGAGCAGGGUCGGCUCCAGCGUGGACUUCGACCCGUUCACCGCCGCGCUGGUGGAGGCGACCAAGGUGCCCUCCCCGCUCGGUGGCAAGGAAGCAGCCGGCGACGUCUCCUCAGGCUCGCUGCCCAAGAAACCCACCACCCGUCCCGCCUCGAGGAGCGCCGGGUGGAGAAGGUGGCGGCUCAGCGACCUCCUCCUGUUCCGGAGCUCGUCCGAAGGCGGCCGUGUCAACAAGGAUCCGAUCUUCAAGCCGGUGCAACAACUUGACGUGCCAGUCAAGAAGGCGAGCGCGCAGCCUACGACGACUGCCAAGGCCAACGACAAAGGCGACGACAUGGGCAAGGCCAAGGAGCAGGGCAACAGAAGCGCUGCCGCCGCGGCGGAGGGCGUCGCCGGGUGCGCCCGGCUGAGCCCGCUGCAGCGUCUGGCCAAAGGGCUCGGCUCGUACUCGUGGCACUACGGCCGCGGCAUGGCAGCGCCGGGGGCCAAAGGGUGAAGAAUUUGUGGCGUUAACCGUAUUGAUUUGCCCGGUUGUUGUUCAUACAACGUGUGUGUGUGUGUGUGUGUGUUUUUUUUUUUUUUUGGCAAAGCUUUGUGAAACCAUGUACAAGUACAAUUUGGCGCCAUUUCUGUUCUUGGUGUUGGUCUCUCUCUUUUUGGAGCUUGACAGUACUAUAAUCAUGUACUACUAUUUGGGUAUAGAAGAGAUUAUAUGACGAUGACAGAUUGUUCA